CUCUCUUUCCUUCCACCUCCACCUCCAUUUCCAUUUUCAGUUUAACUGUCUCAGUGAAUCCUGUGAUUUCAUUUCACUGUUUCUUUCCCCAACUCUCUUUCUUCUUAUAUGAAAUGAUGAAAGUUCUUGUCUUUUUUUCAUUUUAUAUAUAAAUGCACGCUCCAGCCUGUCUCAGAAUUUAAUAUUUGAAAAGAUUUGCAUAGAAAUAAGGGAAUCAUAGUGAUAAACAAUAAAGAGGUAAAAUUGUCUCUGUUUCAUCACAAUUUUGUUUGUACUUGUCCAUCUUUGUUGGGCUUCCUUAAAGUUUUCAUCUUGUUCAUCAUUUAUCAAUCUCCUCAAAGUUAUCUUCUUGUUUUUUAGUGGAGAAUCUAAAAUUAUUCCCUUUCAAGCGGGCUGUUGGUUGAUCGAUCUAGAGUUUAUAUCUGAAGAAGAAGGGGUUCGGUUGCAUAGCUUGGGUAAGCUAGGGUUUAGUCCACGAUCAUGGCAGUUGUGGAGAAUGGGUCUCAAGUUAAGGCGGUCAAUAACGGCGCCGGUGAUCAGGAUCGGCAAAAGAACGAGGGCAGCAUUAACAAUCAGGUGGUUGAGUCGGAUGGUGUGUACGUGAAGGCCUGUCAGUUUCAGGGGCACUUCAGCAACAACCAUGUUGUCAGCUCUACAGCCGGCGAUGAUGGUCAUGAAUCAGCUAAGAAUUGCUGUGGCGGAGACGUGACGGUGAAAGGUGAUGGAGAGGAGGCUUUUAAGAGUGAGAUGAGGGAGCUGGAGGAAAUGUUCUCUAAGCUGAAUCCCAUGGCUCAGGAAUUUGUUCCUCUUUCUCUGGCUAAGAACGGUAGCCUGUUUCUCAACACUACCAAUUCUGGGAGACGGAAAAAUACCUAUAGUCCGGGGAAGAGAAGGAUGAACGCCAGGACAAGCCUGGCCCAGAGAGAAGAUGUUAUCAGGAGGACUGUUUAUGUGUCCGACAUUGAUCAUCAGAUUACGGAGGAGCAGCUUGCGGCCUUGUUUCUUACCUGUGGUCAGGUUGUUGACUGCCGUGUAUGCGGCGAUCCGAAGUCCAUUCUUCGCUUUGCUUUUGUAGAGUUCACCGAUGAGGAGGGAGCACAGGCUGCUUUAAGUCUUUCAGGGACUGUGCUUGGAUACUACCCUCUGAGGGUGCUGCCUUCCAAAACUGCAAUUGCUCCUGUUAACCCCACGUUUUUACCCAGGAAUGAGGAUGAAAGAGAAAUGUGCGCAAGAACAGUUUAUUGUACAAAUAUAGACAAGAAGGUUUCUCAAGCAGAUGUUAAACUUUUUUUCGAAACAAUUUGUGGAGAGGUUUAUCGCCUGCGGCUGCUCGGAGACUAUCAGCAUUCCACUCGUAUUGCCUUUGUUGAAUUCACAAUGGCUGAGAGUGCAAUUGCUGCUCUCAACUGUAGUGGUGUGGUUUUGGGCUCACUACCUAUCAGGGUAAGCCCAUCAAAGACUCCAGUCCGCCCCCGUUUUCCUCGUCCGCCUGUGCAUGGAAUCAGCAUUGCUACCUCAGACUGUGGGUCACCUCCAUUCAUCUCAACUGCGGCAGCUCCUGUAAAGAACUUUUCAUAGUUACAUUUCUACAGUUGUUUUGCCGUCUGUCCAGUCAUGGAUAUCUCUUACCCUUACUAGUCUUCUUCUGUUCAUGGAUGGAACUCUCAUUCAGGCCGUUGCGUAAACAGCAUUAUGGUUUCGAUUUCUUUGCUCCUGCGUAUGUCAUAGUUUUUCUCUUUUGUUGCAUUUCUGCUCUUCCGGGGUGAUGUUUCAGACAUUAUAAGUUAUAACUGUCCAUUUAGCUCGCUGUCUUUUGAUCAUUCAAUAGUGACAGUUCCACUUUUAGUCCUCCAUUUGUAUUUUCUUCCUCUUUUAGGAUCUCCUUUUUAUAGGCGUUUAGAAUUUGUUCUGAAGUAACCAGGACAUUCUUUGUAAAUUUAUAAUAAAAUUUACUAGAUCUAUCAUGUUAUAUUCGUCUCAUUUAA
Molecule: messenger RNA, 1985 nt
Organism: Cuscuta europaea
Lineage: Eukaryota; Viridiplantae; Streptophyta; Magnoliopsida; Solanales; Convolvulaceae
Source: the annotation of a GenBank genome assembly